AUGCUUACACUUUUGAUUUUUCACGAAACCUUUUUCGUUGGAAAACAAGACGUCGCCCACUGUCAAAACUACGAGCUACCAAUCUGGUUAGCUGCUGCCUUUGAUCUCCCUGAAUUUAUUAAUAUCCUUUCGUCCUCUGGCGCCGAUAUCAACGAGUCUGACAGGAACGGGCAGACACCCUUGCAUAUCUCCGUUAAAUUUGGCAACGCUGCGUCUAUCUCGAGGCUACUGGUCUAUGAAUGCCUGUACUUCAAUACCCAAGACCGAGAGGGAAGAAGCGCUCUACACGUCGCCGCUGAAGCUGGAUUGUCAACAAUCAUGAGAACUCUUCUCGCAAGGCCAGGAAUAGACGUCAACCUCCGUGAUAACACAGGUGCGACAGCACUUUUCAGAGUGAUAGUGAAAGGAUCAAUUCCCCCUAUUGUUCUGUUACUGGCAGAAGAGGAGGUAGAUAUCAACUCUGCUGGCCCGGAAGAACGCACGGUACUUAUCAAUACAGUUCAACAGAGAAGCUACUCUAUUGUAUGCUUACUUCUUGAUCGCAAAGAUCUUGAUGUGGAUGUGCAAGAUGCCGGUGGCCUAACCGCUCUAUGUUGGGCGACGUGCUUAGGUGACGUAGAUAUGAACGAGGCUACGUACAAAUACUUCAACAAUUUAUAUCCAAAGCGGAGAUUGAUCUGGAUUAAUAUUAGUGCGGCCUCACCCCGCUUCUCACGGCUGUUAGGAAUGGUCACAUUUCUAGUGCAGCUCGUCUCCUACAGCAAGGCAACCGAUUAA
This is a messenger RNA of Penicillium diatomitis, 777 nucleotides long. Its product is annotated as ankyrin repeat domain-containing protein. The record is from RefSeq and is a predicted model, not a curated record. NCBI's taxonomy places the organism in Eukaryota, Fungi, Ascomycota, Eurotiomycetes, Eurotiales, Aspergillaceae. The coding region runs from base 1 to 777 and encodes 258 amino acids. The transcript is spliced from 2 exons. Gene Ontology annotation, molecular function: protein binding.